Messenger RNA from Peronospora matthiolae, 456 nucleotides. The record is from the annotation of a GenBank genome assembly. NCBI's taxonomy places the organism in Eukaryota, Oomycota, Peronosporomycetes, Peronosporales, Peronosporaceae.
AUGGUGAAUGACGGAUCAAGUGUAGGCGCUUAUACACUUAAUCUGGUUGUGCCCCCGAAGUCCGCUUCGGAGGUGGUCAGGUUGCCAACGCUAGAAUCUACAAGAUUCUUGCAAGAUCUACGAAGUGACAAGAUCAAACAGAUCUGCGUACUCGUCACAGAGGACGAGUGCGUCGCCGAUAUUCGUUCGGCACAAGUGUUUGCUGACAACGAACGGGUUCUCAGUAGUUCAUCUGCAUGCGAGAUUGUCCUCGAUGAGAAGACCCGGAUUGAGCGAUACACGUCUCAAUCUUGGGAGUCUUUGAAGACAAAUCCUUUGUAUAAGGAUUUGGUCGAAUUCUGGGAUGUUUUCCCGGAAUCCGUGCCAUGCGAGCUGCCCAAGGACAAAGGCACUCGGCAUGAGAUCGAACUGAAACCAGGUUCGAAAUACUAUGUCAUGAAGCAGUGGCCACUGUAG